AUAUUAUUCGUUAAAGGCAAGCUUCCAAAUGCAAUCCUCUCCUACUUAGACUCCGGUGGCAAGCUCUAAAUUGCCACAAUUUCCACUCUCACCUUCAGUAAGAAAGCCAUCCUCUUUGCCAUCUCUUGCACUUUCACUUGCAAAUAAAAUUCAUGAUUUGAUUCAAUUUUUGAAAAUUCAUGAUUCAAUAGAAAAAAAAUAUAAUCAUCCAAAAUCAAAGAAUCCAAGGAUAUUGAAUGAGUGAAAGGGAAGCCUUUCAAGGAGAUUUACAGAGGCUGAUAAGACUGAGAGUGAAUUUACGAGGCUUCGAGGUAAUUGAUGAAGCAAAAGAACAGAUUGAGGCCGUCUGUCCUGGAACUGUCUCCUGCGCCGACAUUAUUGCUUUUGCUGCCAGGGACAGCGCCUACAAAGCAGGAGGAAUAUACUACGCCGUUCCCGCCGGACGCCGCGACGGACGGAUUUCAAUUGAGGACGAAGUGAUCCAGAAUCUCCCUUCACCCAACCUCACCGCAUCGGAACUGGUCAAGAAUUUUGCAAGGAAGGGGAUGUCUGUGGACCAGAUGGUAACACUUUCCGGGGCACAUUCCAUUGGGGUUUCUCACUGCUCUUCCUUCUCCGGACGCCUCUACUCCAACGCCACUCCUCCUCAAGACCCAUCUUUGGACCCAAGUUACGCUGCUUUCUUGAAAACAAAGUGCCCCAGGGCCGGUGCAGACUCCACGGUGGCGCUGGACAUUGCAACACCUACCCGGCUGGAUAACAAAUACUACAAAGAGCUUAAGUACAACCGCGGAUUGCUGACUUCUGAUCAGACAUUGAUGAACAGUCCUUUAACUACAGGGAUGGUGGUGAACAAUGCGAGACAUGGUGCUCUGUGGGCUGAGAAGUUUGCCAAGGCAAUGGUGCAUAUGGGUUCCCUUGAUUUGCUCACCGGUACCCAAGGUGAAGUACGGAGGCAUUGCAGUGUCGUGAAUUAAGAAAUACUUCGCAUUUUUUUGCUGUCAUAAGUAUUUGAUUUCAUAAGUUGAGAAAGUUUGGAUUCUUUCAUUUUUUUAGUUUAAGACAGAGAAAUGUAAUUGUAAAUCAUUUUUUACUGUUGAUGAGGUCAAAUAUAUGAAACAAAUGUGAUUUGCUUAU
Rubroshorea leprosula is the source of this 1137-nucleotide messenger RNA. NCBI's taxonomy places the organism in Eukaryota, Viridiplantae, Streptophyta, Magnoliopsida, Malvales, Dipterocarpaceae. The record is from the annotation of a GenBank genome assembly.